Carlito syrichta (Philippine tarsier) is the source of this 294-nucleotide messenger RNA. RefSeq names its product heparan sulfate glucosamine 3-O-sulfotransferase 4-like. Gene Ontology annotation, molecular function: [heparan sulfate]-glucosamine 3-sulfotransferase activity. The coding region runs from base 1 to 294 and encodes 97 amino acids. Lineage: Eukaryota; Metazoa; Chordata; Mammalia; Primates; Tarsiidae. The transcript has a single exon. The record is from RefSeq and is a predicted model, not a curated record.
AUGAUCACGGCGCAGAGCGCGCUGCUGGAGAGGGAAGCGCAGGAGUCCAGCACCACGGACGAGGAGCUCGCAGGCCGGAGGGCGGCCAACGGGAGCAGCGAGAGGGGCGGCGCCGUCAGCACCCCCGACUACGGGGAGAAGAAGCUGCCCCAGGCUCUCAUCAUCGGGGUCAAGAAAGGAGGGACCCGCGCGCUGCUGGAGGCGAUCCGAGUGCACCCGGACGUGAGGGCGGUGGGCGUAGAGCCGCACUUCUUCGACAGGAACUACGAGAAGGGGCUGGAGUGGUACAGGUAG